GCGCCCGCCUCAACACGUUGCUCAGUGUUGUGACCAGUAGAGGUAACCACCAGUGUGUGUGUUGCCUCACCUCACGCCUCCUCUCGCACACAUUAUUUCCAUUUCCCCCCGUUAUAUGCACGUAUUCUACCGCAUAGAUGCAGAUUUCGCAAUGAUGCCUUUAACGCCAAUUCUGAAAAAACGACAGAGCAUAAUGAAUUCAUCCAGUAAACGAGUACUUUUCAGUACUCGUGAACCAGCUCGCUCUGUGAUUUUGAAAUAUAGAGAAACUGGAAAUUCUUCACAUUUUGACAAAAUAUUCGAAGAUUUAGCAACUUCCGGGACAACAGUUGAUCUUUUAUCAUGGCUGAAUCAAAUGACUGAUUGUGUAACACUCUUAGACAGACAAGCAGAUAAGCUAGUAUUAGAGUUUUUGGAAAUUCCUUGGUUCAGGCCCAAGUUAAUGGAGGUUGCAGUAGCAGCCGAGGACUUCUUCACCACCCUUGUCUCGGCUCACAACUAUUAUGCUUAUCUUGUCCUUAAGCACCUGUUUACUUUGUUAAUACCAGAGGUUAAUGAGAGUGAUCCUACUCUGUUGGAGAAGGCAGGAUUGCUGAGUGCAGAGGAGGAGGAGUGCUACCGGCAUAUCUUGUCUACUAUUGUCGCAGUUCAAGAUCACGUGCCUUUGAUUCGAGACAACUUGGUUGCGCUUGCAAGAAAAUCCUUUCCCUAUUUCACGAAACAUGUUCAUCAACAUGCUGUUUAUACACGUAACUUAUUACUCUUGGCAAGGUGUCUUCCACAUUUAAGAAUAUCUCUACUUGAAAUUAUAAUUAACAACCUGGCAACACUUGACGUUUACACACCGCGCUCUGAGUUGGUCCCAGUAGAGGAAGACGAGGAGGAGGAGGAGGAGGAAGAUGGUAGUGAUGACGAAGAAGUGUUUCCCAUGGAACUGGAGGAGUCGAAGGAUAAGAAAGUAGAGACUGCAAAUGACUCGCCAAGCAUUACAAAAGAAUUGGCUCAUAUCCUGAACCAUAAAAAUGGAAAUACAUUGGAUGUUUUAAUGUGUAUAAUGUUCCAAUAUGUUCACGAUGUUUGCCAUGGCAGUGAUGUGUCCGGAAAACCCACAGAACUAAGCAAGAAAUGUUUCCAUUACAAAUUUCCACCAGACCCAUUGCAGAAUGAACCGGAAAUGUGCCAGGCAGGAUCAGUCAGUUUAAGUGGUGGUAACACAAUAGCUGGAUGUAAAUGUCGUGGGAGUAAACAUAACUUAGAUGCACUGAAGCUUCUUUAUACGGAACUAAAAGAAGUGUUCUCUCGCACCAUCUUGAUUGUUGAGGCAUCAUCUUACGUUCAGUUUCUAAUGUUUUAUCUCCUUGCGUUGCGGCCAGGUUUGGCUACUUACUUUCUAGAAUUUUUAAGAACUAAAAAAUUUGAAGAUCCCAACUGUUCACGAGAUGUACGACAAAAUGCUAUGGCUUAUAUUGGCAGUCUAUUAGCCAGAGGAAAAUUUAUACCAUUUGAUGUUGUCCAUUCGUGCUUGGAAAUAAUUUGUACGUGGUGUAACACUUACCUUGACAACCAGGAAAGUAAUUGGGCAUCAAACUAUGAAGGGUCACAGCUUCACACACCUUUCUACUAUGCCUGCCAGACCAUAUUUUAUGUAUUUACCUUCAGGCAUCGAGAAUAUACAGAAAAUAGCCAAAGGCUGGUUAAAGCUCGCAGUCUCAACUUGGAGCGGCUUGUAAUGAGCCAGUUGAAUCCCUUGCGUGUAUGUGCCUCUCCGGUUGUCAGCAAUUUUGCAUCUGUAACACGUCACUUCCAACUGGCAUACUGCUAUACUGUUAUGGAGAAUAAUAAAAGAUUAAGGGGUCCCUCUGCAAGAUGGGAUGGAGGAAAAUUUAUUGGAAACUCAACCCUCGAUAUGUUCUUCCCAUUUGACCCAUAUCUUCUGCACAGAUCAAAGGUAUACAUUUCAGACCACUACAGAGAAUUUGAUGGUCUUCCAGAAGUAGUAACCUCAAAAACACAACGCGAUGAAGAUUCUGAUAUGAUAAUCUCGCCAAAAUUAAUUGACUUUUCUUAUGGUUCAUCACCUGGAUACAAGAGAUGUCACAAUGAUUCCUUUUCAUGGACCAUUCUGUAGGAGUCUUUCAUUUUGGAUGAUGUCAUCGCUCCAAAGUUAUGCAUACGUACAGCAGUCGCUGUGAAAAUGUGUUAAUACCUCACGACGAAAAGUGUUCACUUAACAUGUCUGAUAUUUAUUAUAAUUGUAUGAAUUAUGUACAUAGACCCUCUUCAGAUUUGUAUAUAAUUUCCAUACAUUACGUUCUAAAAUUGUUUAAUAAUUUAUUAUGAAUGUGAAAAUUAACCAGAUAGCUCUUCCAUCAGUUACACAAACAAUGGCUAACCAAAAUUAAUGUUAAAUAGAGUAUUUUAAAAACAAUGCACUAUUACCAUUAAAAUUGUCCUGGUAUAAGUCACUAA
Procambarus clarkii (red swamp crayfish) is the source of this 2469-nucleotide messenger RNA. RefSeq names its product RNA polymerase I-specific transcription initiation factor RRN3 homolog Tif-IA (gene Tif-IA). Gene Ontology annotation, molecular function: RNA polymerase I core binding; RNA polymerase I general transcription initiation factor activity. Gene Ontology annotation, cellular component: nucleus. NCBI's taxonomy places the organism in Eukaryota, Metazoa, Arthropoda, Malacostraca, Decapoda, Cambaridae. Gene Ontology annotation, biological process: transcription initiation at RNA polymerase I promoter. The record is from RefSeq and is a predicted model, not a curated record.